Molecule: messenger RNA, 728 nt
Organism: Parathielavia appendiculata
Lineage: Eukaryota; Fungi; Ascomycota; Sordariomycetes; Sordariales; Chaetomiaceae
Product: ADP-ribosylation factor-like 2, arl2
Exons: 6
Coding region: 14-499 (161 amino acids)
Biological process (GO): protein folding
Cellular component (GO): cytoplasm; microtubule cytoskeleton
Molecular function (GO): GTPase activity; GTP binding
Source: RefSeq, a predicted model, not a curated record
GCUUGGGCUCGAUAUGGCUGGGAAAACAACGAUCGUCAAGCGAAUCAUGGGCGAGGAUGUUAACGCCAUUAGCCCAACCCUCGGCUUCAACAUCAAGACGAUCGACUAUGCCGGGUACAAGCUCAACAUUUGGGAUGUCGGUGGGCAGAAAACUCUACGUUCUUACUGGCGUAACUACUUUGAGCAGACUGACUCUUUAAUAAUGGCAGUAUGGGUUGUUGACGCCACAGACCGGCUGCGGAUUGACGACUGCAGAGAGGAGCUGCAUGGGCUGCUCCAGGAGGAGAGAUUAUCUGGGGCCUCCCUCUUGGUAUUUGCAAACAAAACCGACAUCGAUGGGUGUAUGACUGAGGAUGAAUUGUCAAAGGCUCUACGACUUGAUGAGAUCCGCACACAUCGAUGGAACAUCCUCCGCUGCAGUGCCAUUACCGGCAAAAACCUCAAAGAAGGUAUGGCUUGGGUUGUCGAGGAUGCCAAGGCCCGCCUCUUUCUGUAUUGACCUCGCCGAACCUCCCCGGUUUGCAACUUCUCGAGAAAAUGCCUGAGAGGAGGGCCCCUCGCCUUCAGAUACUGCAUGCGCUGGCUCAAUUGCUGGCAGAGUCGGGUGGGACAUGGUUGGCCUUCCACUACGCAUGUUGCUGCAAGGGUUGGUCACAGAUGGAUCUGGACGCUUCUCGCCGCUGUUGUGUAGUACACAGCUGGCGAGUCCAUGUCUGGGCUCUGAGGAC